Nerophis ophidion (straightnose pipefish) is the source of this 1863-nucleotide messenger RNA. RefSeq lists its product as uncharacterized. NCBI's taxonomy places the organism in Eukaryota, Metazoa, Chordata, Actinopteri, Syngnathiformes, Syngnathidae. The record is from RefSeq and is a predicted model, not a curated record. The transcript has 11 exons. Bases 83 to 1471 code for a protein of 462 amino acids.
CUCGCCGUCUCCCAGUCGCGGCGGAAGAAGAGGAGGAGGAGGAGGAGGAGGAGGAGGAAGAAGAAGAAGAUGAAGAAGAUGGAUGUGGUCUGAGCCUGGCGGAGACAUCAUGGGCUGCAUCGGAUCCAGAACCAUCACAACCGAUGCGGUGCCUGUGCGGAAAGAUGGAGAUCAGCAUGGCCGUGCAGAGUUUUCCUGGGAAGGAAUCAAUCUAUCCAUGGAGGACACCACGUCCAUCCUACCGCGUCUCAAGAAGAAGUCCAACAACUCGUACGGGAUCGGCGCUCUGGCUAAGUCGUCUCUGACAGGUGUGUCAGGUGUGUCCCGCUCCAUGAAGGACAAGGUGACCAAGCCCACCGCUAUGGCGCAGGGUCGCGUGGCUCACAUGAUCGAGUGGCAGAGCUGGGGAAAGCCCACGGCGGGUCCGCCGAUGCGCGCCGGCCGCACCAACCUUCAGCGGGAGAAGGAGAGGAGGAUGGAGAACGACGCCUACAGCGACCUCAGCGACGGCGAGAAGGAGGCUCGUUUCGCGGCGGGCAUCAUGCAGCAGUUCGCCAUCUCCGAGGCCACAUUGUUCGGGUGGACCUCUACGGACGGCGACAGCAUGGGCGCCAGCUCCAACCAUGGCAGCGUGGCUCACCUCAGCGAGGUUAACCAGGAGAGCAUCACCAGCAGAGACCAGCUGCUCCACCACUCGUCCGCCGACGUCUGGCCUCACACGUACGUCUCGCAGGGCCUCUACUGUUUGUCCUCGUCGGACGCCUGGGAACCCAUUACCAGUCAGCCUUCAGGCCUAGUGUCGCCGGCGGCGGGCUCCUACAUCAUGGCGGCAGGUGGCGGCAGCGGCGCGGGUGUGACGCCAAGCGACGGCUACGAGGGCACAGUGGGGGGUUACCUCCAGCAGCACCAGAUGGGCCAACUGCAGCAUCUCCAGCAGCUGCACCAAUACCAGCAGCAGCAGCUAAUGCAGUACCAGCAGCAGACGUUGGAGCACAGGCUGCAUAGCGCCUCCCAAUCCCUCCAAGCCACGCCCAACAGCACCAUCCACAGCCUUGGGCCGCCCACCCACCCGCGCCUGGUGGACCUGUGGGGGGCGGCGCAGGUCGAGGCCCACCAGGUGGACGUCGUCGGGCAGAUGGCCGAACUGGUCGGCGGCGUAGUGGAGAUGGUGGGGGAGGAGACCGAUCCCGACUCGCUAAGUAACGUCGAGCUGCGAGACGAGGAGGAAGAGGACCUGACCAAGCUGGACGAGGUGACGCUAACCUUGGAGCCCGAGCCGUGCCCGCUGACCCCGUCCCCAAUGAAGGAGGACACACCUUCCACAAGAGGUCACAGCCCGGGAACGCCGGCACAGAUGGCUGAGUUGGCGUCUGACAGGACUCCAUUUAACGUCACGCCGUACGUCGUCCAGUCCCUGGAUGAGAAAGAGACGGAGGAGCGCGGCAUUGUUGUUGUCGUGGCGACCAAUUGAAACACUGAGAAAAACGAGGGAAAUACAUAAACCAAUAAUCAAUCGAGCUAUUAUCCAACCCCCCCCCCCCCCCUUUUUUGUCGGAUUAACCAGAAAUUGGACGUGAGGAAUAUCAAACAACUGUUUGGACCUUUCGGACCAAAGACCUCAGUGCCGGAACGGACAGGCAGCAGAUUUGAAAAAGCAUCGCAAUAAAAGAACAUGGAGACUUAAGUCUGGCAGGACAGAACCUGCUCACAACAAGAACAUAACGUGUUUGCUUCAAGUGGAACUUCCUGCUGAGACCAAGCCCCCAAGUGCAACUUGAAGCCGACAUGACGCCGCCCUCACAAUAUUACAUGCUAUACAAAGUAAUAACAUAUCCUUUUUGUAAUAAAAGGGUAAAACAUGAA